Molecule: messenger RNA, 1719 nt
Organism: Cavenderia fasciculata
Lineage: Eukaryota; Evosea; Eumycetozoa; Acytosteliales; Cavenderiaceae
Gene: dnpep
Product: aspartyl aminopeptidase
Exons: 3
Coding region: 1-1719 (572 amino acids)
Biological process (GO): proteolysis
Molecular function (GO): aminopeptidase activity; zinc ion binding
Source: RefSeq, a predicted model, not a curated record
AUGAUCAGAUGGUUUUCCUUCAAGUUGACAAUUCAAACUCGAAUCCACAUUUCUUCUUCUUCUUAUUCUUCUUCUUUUGAUGUUAAAGCACUCUCGUCAUACAGUAGUAGUAGUACAAGCAACAGUAUCUCUUCAUACCGAUUCAUAUCUUCCUCAUUUGUUAUCAACAACAACAACUACAACACCACAAGUAAUAACAAAACAACAAGUUCAUUAUUACUUCAAGAUAGAUUAUUAAAUAAUAAUAAUCUUCGAUUUAAAUCAAACAGCAGUACUAAAACUACAACAACAACAACUAUCAAAGCACUACAAGAAAAGAUGGAUCCAUUCAUUCCACAAGCAAGACAAUUUGUCAAUUUUAUCGAUAGUGCUCCAUCUCCUUAUCAUGCCACUUCUCAAGUAGCAGAGAUGCUCAAGCAAAAGGGUUUCAUUCAAUUGUCUGAAAAGCAAGAAUGGGAUAUUAAACCAAACGGAAAAUACUUCUUUACCAGAAAUCAAUCAUGUGUAUCUGCAUUUAUUGUUGGUGGAAAGUUUAAUGGAGGAAAUGGAUUUAAUAUUGCAGCAGCUCAUACUGAUAGUCCAAAUUUAAAGGUACGUCCAGUAUCAAAUGUUGAGAGUGCUGGUUAUUUACAAGUUGGUGUAGAGACGUAUGGUGGUGGUCUUUGGUACACUUGGUUUGAUAGAGAUUUGACUGUGGCCGGUCGUGUCAUUAUCAAGGGUGCCGAUGGCAGCUUUGAGUCAAAGUUGGUGCAUGUCAAGCGUCCAAUCUUGCGUAUUCCAUCGUUGGCCAUCCAUUUGGACCGUAGUGUCAACUCGGACGGCUUCAAAUACAACGCACAAAACCAUAUUGUACCCAUCCUUGCCAGUCAGAUCAACGCCAAGUUGACCAACGGCGACGGUGAAAACUACGAGAACAAGAAGCAUCAUCCCAUCCUCCUCGAUAUUCUCGCUAAAGAGUUGCACUGCUCAGUCAAUGAUAUUCAAAACUUUGACCUGUCGAUUUGUGAUACUCAACCAGCCGCCAUCGGUGGUGCACUCCAAGAAUACAUCUUUUCGCCACGUUUGGAUAACUUGUGCAUGUCGUAUUGCUCGAUCGAAGGUUUGUUGCGUGUCUCUGACGAACACAUCAAGCAAGAAGAGUCGGUCUUGUCAGUCGUCCUCUUUGACAAUGAAGAGGUUGGAUCGAGCUCGCCUCAAGGUGCCUGUGCCCCACUCAUCACCGAUACUAUCACCCGUGUCAACCACUGCUUUGUACCAGCUGGCAAAGACAUCAACACGAUCGUCGACUUGUCGUUGCGUCGUUCGUUCCUCGUCUCGGCCGACAUGGCCCACGCCAUCCACCCCAACUACUCUGGUCACCACGAACCACUCCAUCGCCCACAACUCAACAAGGGUCCCGUCAUCAAGUACAAUGCCAAUCUCCGUUACGCUACCACUGGUCCCACCUCAUUCACCAUCCUCGAGUUGGCCAAGCGCAACGGUAUCCCCGUCCAAGAGUUCCUCGUCAAGAACGACUCGCCAUGCGGUUCCACCAUCGGUCCCAUCAUCUCGGGUUCCUACGGUAUCCGUACCGUCGACAUUGGCAAUCCACAACUUAGUAUGCACAGUAUCAGAGAGACUUGCGGUGUUGUCGAUAUCACCUAUGGUUUCCAAUUGAUUCAGAAAUUCUUUGAACAAUUUUCAAUCCUUGAUAAAUCAAUUAAAGUUGAUUUAGAAUAA